CGGAGGGGGAGACGGUCCCAAGAUGGCGGCGCUGCAGGCGGAGCGCGGGUACGGGCUGUCCUGCGGCCGCCUCGGCCGCGGCACCCGCGUCUCCGUCUUCCACGUCAAGCUCACGGAGAGCGCCCUGCGCGCCUUCGAGAGCUACCAGGCUUGUAAGGAUGCUGUGACGUCCAAACCAGUCAUCCAGUUUCAAGGAAGCCAAGGGCACAUCGCGAUCCCGAGGCCCGACCGACCGACGGAAGUGAGGACCUUCACAUUUUACCUUUCAAAUAUUGGCAAGGACAGCCCCCAGGGGAGCUUUGACUGCAUCCAGCAGUAUGUGUCCAGCAAUGGCAAUAUCCACCUGGAUUGCCUUGGGAGCAUACAGGACAAAAUCACCGUGUGUGCUACUGAUGAUUCCUACCAGAAGGCGAGGCAGAGCAUGGCACAGGCCGAGGAGGAGACGCGCAGCCGGAGCGCCAUCGUCAUCAAACCUGGGGGGAGAUACGUAGGCAAAAAGGUUCAGGUGCGUAAACCUGCACCAGGAGCUUCCGAUGCUGUUCCCUCCAGGAAGCGCCCAACGCCAGUCAACCUUGCCAGUGCAAUAAAGAGAGGCAAUAGUGCCAUUUCUCAGAGACCCUUCAAAGAUAGGGUUGUGCACUUACUGGCACUAAAGCCUUAUAAGAAACCUGAACUUAUUCUCAGAUUGCAGAAGGAUGGACUUUCUCAGCAGGACAAGGAUUUGCUGGAUAACCUUCUGCAACAGGUGGCAAAUUUGAGUGCCAAGGACAGCACUUUCACACUGAAGGACUGUGUGUACAAAGAAGUGCAGAAGGACUGGCCUGGCUACUCAGAAGGAGAUCAGCAGUUGCUGAAGAGGAUCCUGGUUAGGAAGCUCUGCCAGCCCCAGAACAGCAGCGGUUUUCAAGGAGAAGCACCUUCUCUGAGCCCUCCAAAGGACACGGUGAACUCCAGCUCUCCCCCUCAGAAACGAUCCCAACCUCUGGAGUUCAUCGACCCCCUGGCCAACAAAAAGCCCAGGAUCUCGCAUUUGGCUCACAGAACCCAACCCACCUUCAACGGGAAGCUGAGCUCCUCCAACGGGAAGGACACCCCCGCCCCCACCCCUGCCCUGCCGCCGGCGCUCCCGGAGUCGGGAAGCUCCUCCAGCUCCAACCUCCCGGUGCUGGAGCUGCCCCGGCCCCACGACCCCCUCUCGGAUGUGAGCAACGACCUGGCUCACAACGGCAGAGACUGUGAGAGCAGCGAGGCCACGGACAGGCUGAGCCACCCCCCGCCCACAGACUGUCCCCAGACCAGCAAACACAACUGCGGCUCCUACGUCAAAUCCAAGAAAAAAUCCAAAAAGCACAAAGACAAGGAGAAGGAGAGGAAGGAGAAGAAGGGCGAGGAGAAGUGCAAAGAGGAGAAGCAGAACUGUGAAGUAAUAAAAAACGCUGACUUAGGUAGUGUUCCCCAGGAACAGGUCACAGGUUUAAAUGGAACAUGCAAUAAUUCUAGUGUACCAACAUCAACUUCAGAAAUGCCAGAUUAUUUAUUAAAAUACGCGGCCAUUUCCUCCUCGGAGCAGCGUCAGAGCUACAAGAACGACUUCAACGCGGAAUACAACGAGUACAGGGACUUGCACGCCCGGAUAGAGCGGAUAACCCGGCGCUUCACGCAGCUGGACGCCAAGCUCAAGCAGCUUUUGCAGGGCUCUGAAGAAUAUAAGACCAUCCAUGAUCAAAUUUUACAGGAAUAUCGGAAAAUUAAAAAGACUAACCCCAAUUACAGCCAAGAGAAGAACCGCUGCGAAUACCUCCACAACAAACUGGCUCACAUCAAAAAACUCAUAGCAGAGUAUGACCAGCAGCAGUUUUAGCUGCCACUCCCCCCUCCUCCUCCUCCUCCUCCCCCCUGGACUGGGUAGAGCAAAACAAAACAAAACAAAACAAAAAAA
Molecule: messenger RNA, 1939 nt
Organism: Corapipo altera (White-ruffed manakin)
Lineage: Eukaryota; Metazoa; Chordata; Aves; Passeriformes; Pipridae
Gene: ELL
Product: elongation factor for RNA polymerase II
Exons: 12
Coding region: 23-1861 (612 amino acids)
Biological process (GO): snRNA transcription by RNA polymerase II; positive regulation of transcription elongation by RNA polymerase II; transcription elongation by RNA polymerase II
Cellular component (GO): transcription elongation factor complex
Molecular function (GO): cis-regulatory region sequence-specific DNA binding
Source: RefSeq, a predicted model, not a curated record